AUAAACGUAAAUUUAUUAGAAGGAGAGUGGAUGAGAAUAAUAAUUUUCUAUACUCGUAUAAUUUGAAGUAUUUGACUUCAGUCUGAGAUCUUCGAGGUCUACUCCCUCUCCCACCACCCACCGCCCACCACCACACACCCUCUUUCUCUUUAAAUAAAAAGCUGUUUGCUGUAAGCACUAAUUCUCCUCACAACACAAACCCAUUCUCGUUUUGGGCACUGGUUUCCUCCUCAAAUGUGAAAAGGUUUCCCUUAAAAAUUAAUUGAUGAAUAUGUUCUUCCUCCCUCGACUUUUUCUUCAUUCUCUCUUGGUGGUUUGCUUUGCAAAUUUUGCUUUUGGAGUUACUCGAUUGCCACGAGAUGAAGUACAAACUUUAGCUGACAUAGCAAAGACACUGGGGAAGACGAACUGGGAUUUCAGUGGAGAUGCAGAUCCAUGCAACAAUCAAAAACCAUGGACUGAUACCAAUCCGGCCAAAGGAUUUGAGUAUGGCGUCACCUGUAAUUGUUCCUUUGCCAAUUCCACUGUCUGCCAUAUUACCAGCAUAGUUAUGAAAGCUCAGGAUUUGCCAGGAACACUCCCAAAAGAGAUGGCUAGGCUCACCUAUCUCAAAGAAAUCGACCUCGCCCGCAACUACCUGAGUGGUACCAUCCCUCCAGAAUGGGGCUCCCUUCCACUUGUCAACAUUUCCCUUGUUGCAAACCGUUUGACCGGUUCUAUCCCCAAAGAGAUUGGAAACAUCACAACCCUGAAGAGUUUGGACAUCACUAUGAAUAAUUUCUCUGGAGUGCUCCCUUGGCAGCUUGGGAAUUUGCUCCUCAUAGAAAGAAUGCUUCUUACCUCAAAUAAUUUUACCGGGGAGUUGCCAGAUACAUUUGGAAAUCUUACCACACUAAAAGACUUCCGGGUGGGUGACAGUCACUUUUCUGGGCAGAUACCUGAUUUUAUAAAGAACUGGACAAAUCUUGAGAAACUACUGAUUCAGGCUAGUGGUUUGACGGGGCCAAUUCCUUCCAGCAUUUCUCUUUUGACAAAAUUAACUGACUUGAGAAUUACUGACUUGAGUGGGCCUGAAGCACCCUUUCCUCCACUUGAGAAUAUGAAAAGCAUGAAGACACUGAUGUUGAGGAGUUGCAAUAUUAUUGGACGGCUACCUCCAUAUCUCGGGGACAUGAAGAGUUUGAAAACUUUAGACCUCAGCUUUAACAAGCUAACCGGGGAAAUUCCAAGCAGCUUUGUUGCUCUAGCAAAAGUGGAUUUUAUAUUCUUAACUGGAAACUUGCUGACUGGACCCGUGCCUACUUGGACGAAAGAAAACUUUGAUCUUUCAUAUAAUAACUUCACCAUAGGGGACACAGGUUGUCAAUCACAAGGCGGCUUGAACUUGUUUGCAAGCUCUUCAAAGGGAAAUAGUUCAAAAACUGUUUCAUGUUUCAGAACUGCAAAAUGUCCAAAAACUUGGUACUCUCUCCAUAUAAAUUGUGGUGGAAAAGAAGUAACUGUUUUUGGGGAAAAAAAUACAACAUUUAAUAGUGACACAGAUUCAGUUGGACCUUCAUCAUUUCGCCAGAGCUCAACAAAUUGGGCUUUAAGCAGCACUGGUUACUUUACUGAUGAUGACCGUCCUCAAGACACCUUUAUCCAAAAUAAUGAAUCGAUACUCUCCAUGGCCAACCCAAAACUGUACAUGAAUGCACGCCUUUCUCCCAUCUCUCUAACUUAUUAUGGGUUUUGUCUGGGAAAUGGAAACUACACUGUAAACCUCCAUUUUGCAGAGACAGGGUUUACAAAUGGCAAAACAUAUAAAAGCCUGGGAAGGCGUAUAUUUGAUGUUUACAUUCAGGGGAGACUAGUGCAGAAGGAUUUCAAUAUUGUCGAUAAAGCUGGUGGGAUUAGUACUGCAGUCAUAAUGAACUAUACUGCUGCCGUAACUAGUGGUACCUUGGAGAUCCGUUUUUAUUGGGCUGGGAAAGGGACGACCGGUAUCCCUCUUAGAGGAGUUUAUGGUCCUCUUAUAUCAGCUAUUUCUGUAGAUCCUGACUUUGUACCCCCACCAGAACCUGUAAUAUCACCUGCAUCUGGUGGAAGUGGCAUAUCUGUAGGUGCAGUAGUUGGAAUUGUGGCUGGGGGAGUCUUCAUUAUAUUACUGAUUUUUGGUAUUCUUUGGAGGUGUGGCCUCCUAGGACAACAAAAUACUUUGGAGGAUGAUUUAAAGGGCGUGGACCUGCAAACUAGUAAAUUUAGCUUCAGGCAACUCAAAGCUGCCACAAACAACUUUGACAAAGCCAAUAAGAUUGGAGAAGGUGGUUUUGGAUCUGUUUACAAGGGCCUUCUAUCAGACGGCACCGUAAUUGCUGUCAAGCAGCUUUCUUCCAAAUCAAAGCAAGGGAAUCGUGAAUUUGUGAAUGAGAUAGGCAUGAUUUCUGCUCUGCAACACCCUCAUCUUGUCAAGCUUCACGGAUGCUGUAUUGAAAGAAAUCAACUAUUGCUUGUCUAUGAGUACAUGGAAAAUAAUAGCCUUGCUCGUGCUUUGUUUGGACCAGAACAAAGUCAGUUGAAGUUGGAUUGGCCAACAAGGCACAAGAUCUGUGUUGGUAUAGCAAGAGGUUUGGCUUACCUCCACGAGGAAUCAAGAUUGAAGGUCGUUCAUAGAGACAUCAAGGCUACUAAUGUGCUGCUUGAUAAAAAUCUUACCCCAAAGAUAUCUGACUUUGGAUUGGCCAAGCUUGAUGAAGAGGAUAACACACACAUUAGCACCCGUAUUGCUGGAACUUAUGGAUAUAUGGCGCCUGAAUAUGCAAUGCGGGGUUAUCUGACUGAUAAAGCAGAUGUUUAUAGCUUUGGAAUUCUUGUAUUGGAAAUUGUUAGUGGGAGGAACAACACUACUUACAGAGCAAAGGAAAAAAGCUUUUAUCUUCUUGAUUGGGCACAACUACUAAAAGGGCAAGGGAAAUUGAUGGACCUAGUGGAUCCAGGGUUGGGCUCAGACUUCAACAAAGAAGAGAUGAUGCUUACAAUCAAUGUGGCUCUCCUCUGCUGCAAUGUCACUUCAACAGUUAGGCCUACCAUGUCUUCAGUCGUGAGCAUGCUUGAAGGCAGGGCUGCUGUUCAGGAAUUGGUCUCAGAUCCAAAUGCCUCAACUAAUGAGAUCGAAGCAAUGAGGAAACAUUUUGAAUCCGGUUUCGGAAGGAAAACCGGUGAGAGCCAGACACAAACUGCGUCAACUGAAGGGCCUUGGACUGGUUCAUCUACAUCUGUUCAUGAUCUCUAUCCAGUCAAUCCUGAUUCAACUUACUGGGACAACAGAAGUGAGAGAAACUGAGCAAACUGUCUUGACUCUCAAACAUUUAUGUUCAUAUAUCAUCUCUACUCCCCCUCUAUAUACACACGCAUACAUAUUUUUUGUUUGGCAAGAUAGCUGAAAGAAUAAUAUAGAUGUUUCUACAGCAUGGUAAAUUGGUAAAUGUAAAUUAUGAAUCCCUUGGAUCAACUUUGCUACAGCACAGAAGCUGGUAUAUUAUAUCUUCUAAGAAGAUUGCAUUACGAUGACAUAAUUUGCAAUACAGGGCAGAGGUUUAGAGUCAGGAAAAUUGAAUAAAUUACUUGGAAGCUAA
Messenger RNA from Prunus dulcis (almond), 3614 nucleotides. Its product is annotated as probable leucine-rich repeat receptor-like serine/threonine-protein kinase At3g14840. Gene Ontology annotation, molecular function: ATP binding; protein kinase activity; protein binding. The transcript is spliced from 24 exons. NCBI's taxonomy places the organism in Eukaryota, Viridiplantae, Streptophyta, Magnoliopsida, Rosales, Rosaceae. Gene Ontology annotation, biological process: protein phosphorylation. The coding region runs from base 266 to 3322 and encodes 1018 amino acids. The record is from RefSeq and is a predicted model, not a curated record.